Scedosporium apiospermum is the source of this 813-nucleotide messenger RNA. RefSeq lists its product as uncharacterized. NCBI's taxonomy places the organism in Eukaryota, Fungi, Ascomycota, Sordariomycetes, Microascales, Microascaceae. Bases 1 to 813 code for a protein of 270 amino acids. The record is from RefSeq and is a predicted model, not a curated record. The transcript has 3 exons.
AUGCCCCAAGAUUGGCUAGCUCAAGUUCAAGCUGCCGAAGCUCGUCAAGCUGCUGAAGCUCCUCAGGCUACUGAAGCGCCUCAGGAGGCACAAGAGGAACUGGAAAACCGGGACGAGAAUAACGAAGCCGUUAAGCUUUGGCUAGAGACUCUGCCAGACUCGAUCCCACCCCCGGCAGAAAAUACUCCUGAGGACUUGGCGGAUAAUCUUCCAGGUAUCGGCGACAAGAUCAUUAACUACGCCGCUCUAUCGUCUUCGGAUAGCGAUUCUUCUUAUGGAGAGUAUGACAAGACGCACAACUCUCCGAUGGUGGCCAAUCCGGAGGAGUUCGCCGAGCGGGAUCGAGCGACCAUGAACGUCCAGGGUCACCUGUUUCCUCUACCUCCGACUGGUGGCGUCCCGUAUACGGCCGAGACUACCGGCCAGGAUCCGACCUUUAGUGGUCUUGCAUCGCUCGCGUCAAACAGUAGCGGUAAGAGGCAGGACGGCCAGGAGACCCAGGGUUCAAAGGCCACUGGGUCAGAGGAGGACGCGAUCUCAGGUUCUGUCAAUUUCAUCCUUGGAAGUGAUGGAAGCAAGAGUGUCAAGGAUUUGAAGAAGGAUAACCAAAAAGACAGUGACAACGACUCGAAGGGAGGAGUCCAUGCCGACAUCGACACAGGCCCGACACAUCAAGAUGAGAAAGCUCUUUCCAAAGGGAAGGAGCAGCCGACUGCCUCGAAGCCCCCGGGUUCUGGUCAACAGACGGCUUGCUCCAGUAGCGACAACACGCAAGGGGAUUCUUCGGGCGGUGGCUCGAAGGAGGUGCCCUAA